Messenger RNA from Dendronephthya gigantea, 698 nucleotides. RefSeq lists its product as uncharacterized. Lineage: Eukaryota; Metazoa; Cnidaria; Anthozoa; Malacalcyonacea; Nephtheidae. The record is from RefSeq and is a predicted model, not a curated record. The transcript is spliced from 3 exons. Bases 353 to 688 code for a protein of 111 amino acids.
GGAAGGCUUUUCAAACCAAGCACCAAAAUUUGGUUCACAACAGAGCGUACGAGCAUACGAGCCUUCCGCAAGAUUGUCUCCUUUGACAACCAUGGAUCAUGGAAGAUCGUCUCCUAUUUCAUGUGUGUCAAGCUCAUCAACCAGAUCUUCUCCCACAUCGAUGAGUGGUUUUUCAGAAUUUGCUACAGAGGAACCAACCGUAAUUGCAAUUAGCGAAGACAACUUGUUGAAAGACAAAAGUAAGGAAAUACAAGGCUGUGAUGAUGACAACUAGGUCCAGGAGUUAGAGAAGGACACAUAUGCUUCCUCAAAAAUUUGUGGAAGUGACGAACAGUCUGGAUUGGCUGAUGUUAUGGCAGAUAAGGUUGUUCUCGGACCAGGCUUGUCGAUUUCAAAGAAUGUGCUUCAACGAAUAAAGACGAAGAAAGUAGGAUCAUUUAUCGCAAACCUGAUGGGAGCAACACUCACAAGAGAGUACAUGGCGACACACAGUUACAAAGGGCAGAAAGGGAAGAAUGGGCAAACAAAGCCAAAGCUUGAUCCAAACUACACAGCUUCCCUAAUAAAAUACGCCAAGAGUGUAAGAUACACCGAACUUCAGCGGCCUGUUAUUGACGAGGACAUUGUCAAAGCUAUCAAGUUUAAACUGAACAAUGAGGAACAGGCGUUCAAAAAGCAACAAGAAUAACAGUAUUAUG